CCGACAUGGGAGGCAAACUGAGCAAGAAGAAGAAGGGGUACAGUGUCAAUGAUGAAAAAGCUAAAGACAAAGACAAGAAGGCUGAAGGAGCAGCAACUGAGGAAGAGGAGACUCCAAAGGAGGCUGAGGAUGCCCAGCAAACCACAGAGACCACAGAAGUGAAGGAGAACAACAAGGAGGAAAAGGGCGAAAAGGAUACUCAGGUCGCUGCCAAUAAGACGGAAGAAAAAGAAGGGGAGAAGGAGAAAACAGUGACCCAGGAAGAAACCCAGAAACCAGAACCAGAGAAGUCGGAGGCGGUUGUCGAUGCGAAAGUAGAGCCACAGAAGAACAAUGAACAGGCACCCAAGCAAGAGGAGCCGACUGCAGCCUCUGCUCCCGCUGCCGGUAGCGAAGCAGCCAAAACUUCUGAGCCUAGCAACGAUGCAAAAGCUUCCCAGCCUUCAGAAGCCACAGCUCCCAGUAAAGCAGAUGACAAGAGCAAAGAGGAAGGGGAAGCCAAAAAGACUGAGGCUCCCGCAACGCCUGCAGCCCAAGAAACUAAAAGCGAAGUGGCCCCAGCUUCAGACUCAAAACCUAGCAGCAGCGAGGCUGCGCCUUCUUCCAAGGAGCCCGCGGCAGCAACAGCGGCACCUAGUUCCACUGCUAAGGCCUCGGACCCUGCAGCCCCACCAGAGGAAGCGAAACCUUCUGAAGUUCCAGCGACUAAUUCGGAUCAAACCAUAGCAGUGCAAGAUUAAAUUGGACAGCCUGUUGAAACAACCACUUAAAACAACCUGUGUCUUUUUUUUAUUUUUUCAGCUAUACUAACUCGUUUCAGAUCUGAAAUAACAAAUAUGUAUUGCCCAGAAAGAAAAGGAGAAAAAAAAAAAAAAAGAAAAAAUGAAA
Molecule: messenger RNA, 888 nt
Organism: Egretta garzetta (little egret)
Lineage: Eukaryota; Metazoa; Chordata; Aves; Pelecaniformes; Ardeidae
Gene: BASP1
Product: brain abundant membrane attached signal protein 1
Exons: 1
Coding region: 6-740 (244 amino acids)
Biological process (GO): negative regulation of DNA-templated transcription
Cellular component (GO): cytoplasm; nucleus
Molecular function (GO): transcription corepressor activity; transcription cis-regulatory region binding
Source: RefSeq, a predicted model, not a curated record